Funneliformis geosporum is the source of this 151-nucleotide messenger RNA. The record is from the annotation of a GenBank genome assembly. NCBI's taxonomy places the organism in Eukaryota, Fungi, Glomeromycota, Glomeromycetes, Glomerales, Glomeraceae.
AUAUCUAGACCAUUAUUCAUAGAACAAUGCAAUAUCUUGUGGCUUUUCAUAAGUGAUGUAGGCAUACUGCCACAAGCCCUGUGUUUGCAUUUUAAUAUUAAUGAUAUUGUCAUAUUUGAAGAAGAAGGAUUUAAGGAUAUCCUCAUAUUUA